This is a messenger RNA of Nerophis ophidion (straightnose pipefish), 7812 nucleotides long. RefSeq names its product nuclear receptor coactivator 1 (gene ncoa1). The record is from RefSeq and is a predicted model, not a curated record. NCBI's taxonomy places the organism in Eukaryota, Metazoa, Chordata, Actinopteri, Syngnathiformes, Syngnathidae. Gene Ontology annotation, molecular function: protein dimerization activity; nuclear receptor binding. The transcript is spliced from 20 exons. Bases 2305 to 6750 code for a protein of 1481 amino acids. Gene Ontology annotation, cellular component: nucleus. Gene Ontology annotation, biological process: cellular response to hormone stimulus; positive regulation of transcription by RNA polymerase II.
AUACGUAAGUAGUAAAACCUUAAAGUCACAGCUUAAGUGCACAAGAAGCCAGUGCAGGCGAGCCAGUAUAGGCGUAAUGUGAUCAAACUUUCUUGUUCUUGUCAAAAGUCUAGCAGCCACAUUUUGUACCAACUGUAAUCUUUUAAUGCUAGACAUGGGGGGACCCAAAAAUAAUAUGUUACAGUAAUCGAGGCGAGAUGUAACAAACGCAUGGAUAAUGAUCUCAGCGUCUUUUGUGGACAAAAUGGAGCGAAUUUUAGCGAUAUUACGGAGAUGAAAGAAGGCCGUUUUAGUAACGCUUUUAAUGUGUGACUCAAAGGAGAGAGUUGGGUCGAAGAUAAUACCCAGAUCGUUGCUAACAUGCUAUUUAGGCUAGCUAUGUGUACAUAUUGCAUCGCUAUGCCUCAUUUGUAGGUAUAUUUGAGGCCAUUUAGUUUCCUUUUACUCCUCUUAAUUCAAUUUAUAGAUCUCAUGACACACUCUUUGUAUGUAAUUUGGCUUUUAAUUUUCUGCGGCUCCAGACAUAUUUAUUUUUGUAUUUCUAGUCCAAUAUGGCUCUUUCAACAUUUUGGUUUGCCGACCCCUGGUCUGGGUUAAUGCCACACGGCUAUAAUUGCGGAUAAAACAGCGGAAAAAAAUUGGCAAAGCCCAAAAACCUCUGUAGUAGUUUUUAAAAGUAGGUGUGGGCUAGUCCAACACCACCUGGAUUUUAGCUGGGUCGAGUGUAAGUUGUCCCUGUUUGAUUACAAACCCCAAAAAUGACAAGGAGGAAGUGUGAAAAGCACAUAUUUCUGCCUUGACAAAAUGCAUAUUUUCAAGUAGUCUUUGAAAUAUCAGGCAAACUUCUUGUGUGUUCCUCUAGUGUGCAUGAAAAACUCAGUAAGAAGUAAUUAACCUAAAGUGUCGCAGAAUACCUUAUUUAUAAAACCCUGAAAAACAGCGGGGGCAUUCGUGAAGCAAAAUGGCAUUACCAGAUAUUCAAAAUGUUCCAUGGGCAUGCUGAAAGCUGUCUUCCAUCCGUCCCCCUCUCGGAUUCAAAUUAAAUGAUAAACAUUACGAAGAUGUAUUUUUGUGAGAAAUCUGGCCUGAUUAAGGAAACUGAAACCGGAGUCAAGCGGAGGUAUGGGAUACUUGUUCUUUAUGGUGAUAUCAUUAAGUGCCCGAUAAUCAAUACAGGGUCUCAUAGUCUCAGUGAACCAUCUUUGUUCUCCACAAAUGCAGCCAAUGGUGAGGAAGAAGGAGGGAUAAAACUAGACGCAAGGUCAUUAGAAAUAUAUAGCACAAGGGCCUCAUGAUUUGGAUUGGAUAUAUUACAAAGGCGAAAAGUAGGGUGGGAAGCACCCGGAACGAGGUCAAUACCGCAAUCAUAAGUCGAUGGUGGGGCAAUGGCGUGGCUUGUUCCUCGCUGAACACCUAACUCAAGUCAUGGUACAUAGGUAGAAAAAAUUGAGAUAUUUGACCUCCUCAGGAAUGAUGUUAACAAGUUUAGGUAGACACGGACCGGCAGAUCUAAGAGUGUGAAUGGAAAAAAAACACUCCAUCUACAAAUAUUAUUGUGAGGGUAGGACAAAAAACUGAUGGACCUUUAUAUGAUUCCUUGACAACCGAAGGGUAAGAGGAGCAGUCUGAAAUGCUACUUUGGCUAGCAGACCCCCGUCGAGUGAAUGUACAACUUUGUGUAUCUCAAGCGGCAACACAGGUAUAUUAAGUAUCCUGACUAACUCCUCAUCUAAAGAACAGUCAUCAACUCAGAAAUCAAUAAAGUCUCAAUAUCAAAUUUAUUGUUAGCAGAAGACGCUCAAUGGUAGGUUUGAGUCAAGGACAAAGGAGAAAGACCUAACAUCGGUGUCAUCCCACUGGAAGUGGGUGAUAACACCUGGUCACGUGGCCGCUGAGUCGCAGGUCGUGAUGACGUGACCGGCGUGUCCACAGUACAGGCAGAGGUGUAGUUGCAAAUGGCGACUUCUUUCAUCAAAGUCUUCAGGAAUGUCAAUAGACACCAUGUCCUGAGUCAAGGCAUCCAACAAGGUAGUUAAAUACCAGUCGCUCUUUGUGCCGAGGGUGCGAAAUUGGAUAGCAUAAUCAGAAACAUCUCCACUUGCCGUAAGCAGUGGAGGGAGCGCGUUGCCUCUCUCUCGGUGGAGUCUUUUGAAAAGGUAAUUUCAAGGCUAUGGAAAAUACCUGGAAUAAGUUGCAGAUCAGGCACUGUUGGGUCCACUCUGCAGUGGCCCAUGCACAUGGGAAAUGGCAAACACAACCUGAGCACGCUCGGAUUGGAAAGCGGCUGGUUGAAGUUCAAAAUGGAUGGAGCACUGGACUAAAAAAGCUGUGACGUCACCCGAGUCACCAGAAAAAAACUCCGGGCGAGAGACGAUGGGGCAGGAGGCUGGCGCACUAUCAGCAGGAGUCAGAGAGAAAGAGGAAUGGGUACUGGGCUGCCGACAGGAUGGGCGCCAUGCUGGAGCAAGGCGGCAAUGGAGUCUGGAGAAGCGGAGACGAGAGCUGGAGUGUCGCUACAUUGACGAGCUGGCUGAGUUGCUCUCAUCUAAUAUGGGCGACAUUGCCAGCCUCAGUGUCAAGCCUGACAAGUGCCACAUACUCAAGAGCACAGUGGACCAAAUCCAGCAGAUGAAACGCCGCGAGCAGGAGAAAGCAGCUUUUCGAUCUCCUGAUGACGAGGUGCAAAAGAGCGAUAUAUCCUCCAGUAGUCAGGGCCUGCUGGAGAAAGAGGCCCUGGGGCCCAUGCUGCUAGAGGCCAUUGAUGGCUUUUUCUUUGUGGCGAACCGUGAGGGACGCAUCGUCUUUGUCUCUGAGAAUGUGCUGAGUUACCUGGGAUACACUCAGGAGGAGCUGAUGACCUCCAGCGUCUACAGCAUCCUUCACGUAGGAGACCAUAACGAGUUUGUCCGAAAUCUGCUGCCCAAAAGUCUGGUAAACGGUGUACCAUGGCCUCAGCAACCAGGCCGGAGGAACAGCCACACCUUCAACUGCCGCAUGCUGAAAAGGCCGCCCGACGAAGCGGACUCCGAGAACCAGGAGGCCCGGCAGCAGUACGAGAUCAUGCAGUGUUUCACCGUGUCCCAGCCGCGGGCUGCGCAGGAGGAAGGAGACGACCUGCAGAGCUGCCUUAUCUGCAUUGCCUGUCGUAUGCCUCGCACCCAGCCUGUCUGCACAGAGUCUUUCAUCACCAAGCAGGACACCACAGGGAAGAUCAUCUCUAUAGAGACCAGCGCCUUGCGAGCGACAGGCCGGCCUGGCUGGGAGGACCUUGUCAGGAAAUGCAUCUAUGCGUUCUUUCAGCCGCAGGGAAAAGAGCCCUCCCACGCCAAAAAGCUGCUGCAUGAGGUGAUGACCCUUGGCACCGCCAUCAGCCCGCUGUACCAUUUCACGAUAACUGACGGCACGCCGCUUAGUGCUCAGACACGAUGCAAGUUCUGCUGUCCCCCAAAUCCAGACGUUCAGCCUUUCAUCAUGGGCAUCCACACUAUUGACAGGGAACACAACACUGCUAGCUCUCAGGAAAACACUAACCCCAGCCUUCCGCCAACUCUCGGCAGCCUUGCCCAGACGCCCUCUCACUCGCCGGUCCUCGCUGCUGGCAGCAACUCAACACAGACCUCAGGCCGCGCCGCCUCCACCGCCGCCGCCACCUCUGGGCUUCACCUCAAAAACAGCAACGUCUCCUCCCAAGGACUAAACCCGGCUACGUCCACGGGAUACCUGUCGCCCGUUCGAACGCGACCCCAGCAGGUUAACAGCCCCUCACCCUUAAGCAGCCCAGUCACAGCCACCCCUACCUCUUUUAUGUCAUCUGCCAUGCCAAGGGCCAGUCCUGGUUUAGGAGGGAGCCCUCGGGUGCCAGGUCUCCAUUCUCCAGCUCGAGCACUGACCAGACAGCAUUCUGGUGGUGAUGGUAGUAACGGCACCAUCGCUGGAUCAAAAGGAUCAUUCUUUAGACAAGCCGGUACCCCCACCGGCUCCUUAUCUCGGUCCGUAGCGGAGGGAGGUGUAGAGGACUCUGUUAAAGCCCCCCUCCCUUCUUCCUCACCACUUGGUAACCUCAGACUCAAUCAGCCCCAAGACAGCAAUGGCACAGGAGUUGAACGCGCCAACAGCGCCAUCCAUUGCACCUCGUUGCCUCAUUCCAAAAAUUCUCCCGGUCCACAGUGUCCGGCCUCCCACAGCACUCUUACAGAACGACAUAAGAUCCUACACAGACUGCUCCAGGACAGCAGUCCCAAUGAUUCCUCAGCCACAGCCAACACCACCUCCGAGGACGAAAUUAACAGGAGUGAAGUGGAGAUCAAGAAGGAGCCGCCAUCGAGUCCGGUGGUGAGCAUUGCGCCGCUCAAAUCUGGUUCCAGAGAGCCGCAGGACCACCAGUUGCUCCGAUUUUUGCUCGAUACAGAUGAGAAGGACUUGGCAGACCUGCCUCCUCCUUCAGCUCUCAGCCUGCAGACUGUCCGAGUAAAGGUGGAAAAGCGAGCAACCGGCAAGGCGUGUGUGGUGACAGCGAAGUCCACAGGCGUCUUCAGCUCUUCGGCCUGCGUCAGCCCCAAGUCGAGCCCCGUUGGGGAGAGCCGGCGUGACAGCCGCCGGAAUAGCCGAGACUCCACGAUGUCAAGCGGACCUGUUGACACGGAUCCCCCCACCCAGCUGCUGCCUGGUCUAAGAGGCCCAAGCGGGGCCAAACAGGGCACUAGCGAAUUAGCCACCCCUGGAGGAGGCCCCUUGCUCCACUCUCCUGUCACCCAGCCUCCUGCUCGGCUCCAGUCACCAGGGCCUGCGCUCCAGUCCCCCCUGUCUUUUCCACACUUGCAGUCCCCGUCACCUCAGCGCCACUCCACCUCGCCUCAGCCCAAACUGCAGUCCCCCACUCAGCUCCAGCCUGGCGAGGCAAACACUCCACGUGGUGUAAAUGUGAAGAGGGAGACUCCCAGCACUCCCAACAGAGGCCACAAUGACGGUGGAAUUGCUUCAGGCUGUCGCCUCCAAAGUCAGUCAUCUUUCGAUUUCUGCAGUCCCCCGACUCCCAGCCAGGCCCAGGGAGACCUCUUCCAGACUCCCAAAGACAGCGGCCCCUCUCCCGAGGCAGAAAUCAUCAAUCCAUUCAGUUCAAGCACUGGCCCUAGCAAGUUGGACUUGGCUGACUCUCAGUUCCAGCCAUCUUCUGACACAUUGUCCUUUGAGGUCCUCGGAACCCCGUUACAAGCACCCCUGGCCUCGCCCCAAGAACAGUGUGUGCCCUGCAUGCUGGAUGAAGUCUUGGGCCCGCCCACCACACCUGAGGCCCGGAACGAUGAGAAGGCUCUGCUGGAGCAACUUGUAUCCUUCCUGAGUGGGACAGAUGAGAGUGAGCUAGCCGAGUUGGACAAAGCCCUGGGUAUUGAUAAACUAGUGCAAGCUGGCUGCUACAACCCGGUGCCUCAAAGCUUCCCUACUCAACAAGUCACUGCCAUCCCGGUCUCAUUGGAUCCCAAGUUGCCCUCCAGUUCUUCCCACUUCACGCCUGCUCCACAUUCUCAGUUACCCCUGGAGCUGCAGGCCAAUGUGGGGCAGCAGGGUUUCUGCUUUGGAGCUGCUCGAGGACCGUUCCCAAGCGGGACGCACGCCUUAGGUCUCAGACCUGGGAUGACCCGGCCGCAAGGGAUAGGCACCCAGGUCAGGGUGCCACCCAACCAGCUCCGUCUUCAGCUGCAGCAAAGACUUCAGGGUCCUCAGCAGCUCCAGAACCGACUGGUAAUGAAUGCUUUUCCAGGAGGAGGUCAGCAAGUGAACUUGGGGAUCGGUCUGGGGGCGCAGCAACCUCAAAUUCCUUCACAACCUCCAUUGAAUGCCCAGAUGCUAGCGCAGCGUCAGCGGGAGCUCUACAGCAUCCAGCACCGUCAACGCCAGCUUUUCCAGCAAAAGGUCAUGUUGAUGAGACAAAACAUAGGCGGUUCCCCUAAGGUGGUCACCAGGGCCCCGAAAAGUGCCCCCGCCAACAUGUCUGCGCCUCUGCAUCAACAACAGUUCAACUUCCCUGUCUCAGGAAACCCUACCUCACCAAGUCACUUCAGUGGUCCCAUGCCGGGGGGUCCCCUGGACAACAAACUGCCCGCCAGUGUUACCCUAAAUAGCCAGACAUUACUGGGGGGCGUUCAGGCUCAGUUUAGCAGUGUUGGCAACUCAUCAUUGCAGCAAAGUCUGAUGCAACAGUUUGGGAGUGCUGCCACGCUGCAGCCAGAAACGCCUUUCCCCCCUGAGAUGAGCCCAACCAGUCCCUUGUUGUCGCCACAGAACCCCACCUCGCAGAGUCCUCUGCUCCAGCAAGCCACGCCUCCUGGCUACCAGUCUCCAGACAUGAAGAGUUGGCAGCAGGCGAGCGUCGGUAGCAACAGCCUCUUCAGUCCAUCAGCGCUCGGUGCAGGACAGACUUUUGGCCAGCAUGGAGUGUACAACAACAUGAGCAUCACGGUGUCCAUGGCCGGGGGCUCAGGCAGUGUGGGCUCCUUACCUCCCAUUGGGCAGCCUGCUGUUGGCUUGAACAACAGCAGCGCGGGUUCCAUGUGUAGCGACCAGCAGGUACAACAGGUGCAGGUUUUUGCGGACGUCCAAUGCACCGUCAACCUGGUGGGGAGUGAGUCGUACCUGACUCAGGGCUCUAUCACAGCAGCCACCGCCGCCGCCCAGAAGGGACCCGGACCUCCGGGACCCCAGACCAGUCAGGCCCAGCAGAAAAGCCUCCUCCAGCAGCUGCUCACAGAGUGACAACCCCGCACUCUACCACUGUGGCGCUCCUGCUCCCUCUUCACUUCUACACCGACGCUCUGGACCCGUCGCUGUCUCUCUCACCUUUUAAGAUGGAUGCUGGGACGGCGCCGGUUCGCGCCGGUCUGGCUGUUGGUGGAGUUAAAACAGCUCGCCAUUGGCGCGCUCUGUUCUUGGAGACGAGACUAGAGUCAGAAGGAUGAGCAGUGUGUUUGAAGCUGCCUGUCUGAUCUGUCUGACAACCUGUCUGUCUGCCUCAGCCUAUUGAAGGCAGUGUUGUCUUGCUGCUCAUUCCCCCGCUCACCUACUUCCUGGCCCCCGCACACGAACUGCUGUGUGUGCGGGACUGCCUCUCGCGGCUCUCUGGAUUUCAUUUCAUUCGAUGUUCUUUGUACCUGUCUCUCAGCGAUGUGGGAAUGUCAACAGUUUGCGACCUCAGUGGCAUUGUGGGAUAGAAGCUCGGUAUCAGCUGGUUCUGCGAAGGUCUCUCAAUCAGCUACAGUGCCUGGUGGAAGUUUGAGUUUUGUUCCCAAGCUCUGCUUCUUCUUCUUUUUCUUUGUCUUUUUCUUCUUCUUCUUCCACACACGAUUGCAUCUUUUUGUUUUUAAUGUAUUUUAUUUUGUAAAACUCUGAAAGUUCUGCUCUCCUUAUCAGCAUCAUCAUCAUCAUCAUCUUCUUCAUCUUGAUGCUCAUCAGAACAAGCUUUGACAGAAACCAGGACGGUUGGAUGAAUGGAUGGAUGGAUGGAUGGGAGACAGACGGGAUGCUGCUCACUUGGAAACUUACGUGUCUUUCUCUGAUUUUGUUUUUUAUUAAGUCUAAACACAAGACUUUUUGGAUCAAACUGUCACAUUUUAGCCCUCGCCUCAGCAGCUGUGAAUACCAGGCCCGCUCGGCCUCUCUCUAAUUCUCUCUCUGUGUUUCCCAAUGCUAACUCGGCCUAUCAGUGUUUGCCAUGCAGCCGUGUAGUAUUGUUGUACAGUACAGAAGGACUACAACUGGCUGUUCUCUAAAAGAAAAAUAAUUGAUGACUCAGCAGCAGCAAAGCCUUCUCAAAUGUGA